Giardia duodenalis is the source of this 8190-nucleotide messenger RNA. RefSeq lists its product as uncharacterized. The transcript has a single exon. NCBI's taxonomy places the organism in Eukaryota, Fornicata, Diplomonadida, Hexamitidae. Bases 1 to 8190 code for a protein of 2729 amino acids. The record is from RefSeq and is a predicted model, not a curated record.
AUGUUUCCUGGCUUACCGAAUCCCAGUAAGCCGGUGACUGACAACGAUAUUAUGGACGCGUACCUCCAACUGAGGAAGCAGACGGGAUCCCGGUCCUCUUCGCCAGCUAAGUCCUUAUCGAAGCCGGCCGCCCUUCCCAAGACUCUUAAGCCUAUACAAGUUUCGCAUCAAAUGAAGAUAGAUACUGAAACGGCUUCUCUAGCGGUAGAGCAUCGGUUUACAGAUCACAUGUACGACCUCUUUGGAGAGCUUGAAAACGAUCCUAUUUUUGGGGAAGAUGGGCUACUGAGGAGCAAUGGUUCACUUCUACAUGUCUCUUCUUCUCUCAAAGUCCCUUUCGGCAAAGAGGUUGGCAUUACUGACCUUUCGCCCUCCAGAUUCUCGACCGUGUCUAGCCCUUCCCCGCACUCAACCAGCUCAGGUAGCCUCAAGACAAAGGAUCCUUUGGAUAUUUACCUAGAGUCGGCAUAUUCUGCUUUAGACACCGUAAACACCUUUGACCCUUCCGCCGCAGAUGUGCUCUAUAGGGUGAUUAAGUGGCUAGUAACCGACGCUCGAGUCAAGCCUGAGGAGGUAGCGCGCCACAAGGAAGCAUCUGCCCAUGCUCUCGCUCUGGUCGCAGACAGAGAAAAAGUGAUCGAAUCCCUUACAAAGGAGAAGAACUCUGCUGUGGCCGAGUUUGAGGACCUACGAAGACAAAUAAAAGACUCAGAAAGCGCUGCUGCUAGACUCCAGUUCGACCUAGACUCAUCUAGAGCGGAGAUUCGCAUGCAUCUGGAGAAGAUCUCUCUUCUCCAAGCAGAUUUACUUGAAGAGGAAAAAAAGUUUUAUGACAUGAAGAUGGAGAGAAAUAAGUUAGCUUACCGGAACACGGAGCUGGUCACCACUGGUGUUGAGUUACGCACGCAGAUAGAGGAGUUUAUUAAAGUCCAGAAGGAGUGCACGUCUCACGACGAGGAGUACACUAUGGAGAUUAAAAGGCUGAAGAGUGAGCUUGACAAUCUGAAGGAGCAGUAUGACGAUGACAUUGUGGCGUAUCAGCAAAUAGUGGGCUCAAAGACAGAGUUGAUUGCAGAUUUAACAAUGCAAUGCAACACGGCUCAGAAUGAAGUUAUGAUAUUAAAGGACAAACUAGCGUACAUGCAGAAUUGUAUUAUGGCCAACAAAACGGUCUCAAGCCAAAGAGUCAAAGAUGGGAGCCUUGAGGGCAGCCUUGUCGGGAUUGUCGAUCAAUCAACAAAGAAUACUAAAGGCAGUGGUGAUCAAUCUGAUACCGCGUCACAAGCUAGAGCGGCUGUAAAAAAAUCUAAGCCAACUCGUGGUAUCGCUGUCCAGAUAGGAGGUGACAAAGAUGGCCUCUGCACAGUUGCAGGAGAAGAUCUAGAGGACUCUGAGGCUAGCUCAUUUAUCCAGUUCAGACUAGGAGAUGCAGGAGCCGGUUCUCAGCUACUGGACUUGCCCUCUCUGGCAGCCUUCCUAUCUGCCCAAGUGAGCGCGGAGGCAUCGAAGGUGAAUGCCCUGCUGGAUAUAUGCUCUACUGGUUCGCCUUCUAAGCAGUCCAAUGUUGCUUCCAAUGUAAUCAGGCGGAAGAUGCAGCUAUUCAACAAUCAGGUUUCAAAAUAUAAAGAGCUCUUGAUCAAACUUGCUAACUCUGAGGACGUGGCUGUCGAUCUGGACGUAGACUCAGAUAUAGACUUUCAGGCCAGCCCACAUACCCACUCGGCAAAGAAUCCAAACGAGAACCCUUCCAAGAAGACUCUGCAUGGAGUAAGCUCCUCUUCUGAUGCCCAAUUGAAGACCGAUGACAUUAGGACGUUGCAGACUAUACAAGCAGUGCUUGGUGAGACGUUUACACUGGAUGAUCUCAUCACUAACGAGGAGCUUUUACGCAUCGUGGGAGAAGCGAAACUGAACUUGCUUCUAGGUAAACUCAAGCAGAGAGGGUGCUCAACCUUUAACGCGAGCAACCUACUCAGCGAGGCUAGCACUAAAGACGCCGAUGAUUCUAAGCUAAGCGUGGCACAGCAUUCUCUACCACUCAGGGAGCCAGGAAAAGAACAGCUAUUUGCAGCUACGAGUCCUCAUGUUAAAGCACCCAAAAAAGGAGGACAAAAGAAUGCACUAGGAACAGAGUCCUUAACCCGCAAAAAAGCUCCAUCAUUUCCGCAAAAGGUGUUGAAUCACACUGGAGUUAGAACUGCACAGAAAACCAUGCCUAAUCGUGCAGCAGUACGUGAUGGCAAACUUCCACAGGAUGAGGCUUCACAGCUUGUCAUGGACGGCCGCUUAGAGGGCCAAAUGCUGCAGAAGAUCACUGAUAUUUCGCAAAUUGAUGUCAACCUUAAUCCAGAAAACGACUCACUGAUAGAGGAAAAUGGGCCAAGCAAUCUCCUACCUUCCGAUAUGACUGAAGAGACGCCUAUCUACGGAUAUGUGUCACCGGCUCUCACCUCAGAUAUAUUUGGUGCUGACCCUAAAGGAUCACGCGAGUACCCAACCAAGGUUAUCACUGACAAGAACACUGUGGAGAACAAGCCCGAAUCAGUUGUGCAUAAUAGACUCUCUACUGAAACGAGUGUCUCCCAGAAAAAGCCUGUAACAGCUAUUGCUAUGACAGGAACGCGAACUGCGACCCAAGAGUCAGCAGAAGAGACACACCAAGCUAUGAAGGAAAUUCUUGAGCCUCCUGCUCGCCUGCAAACGCCGCAAGAUCAACAGAGGCAGAGAAUGCCUCCUGACACGAAGCAACAGGCCAUGUACACUGUCACCACCAAGCAAGACUCUCAAUUGUUAACUGGAAUGGUUGUUAAAGCAACAGGUCCUCUAGUUUCUGAAACGCCAGUGCGCAUAAAAGGCACACCAUCCGUUCAGGUAGGGAAAGCCACGCCACACAUUUAUAAGUCCAGUGUACGGCAGCCUAAUGACCAGAUGGUAUUUCUACCAGGUAACCCAGUUAAGAGCAUAGGCAAAUUGAAUGACCAUCAGGACAGCGACGAUGAAUCGGAGUCCAGUUCAUCUUCGUCUCUUUCACUAAGUUCACACUUUGAAGAUGGCAAGCUCCUAGAGAAGGAUGUUGCUGGCGGAGUGACCAAUGAACCGGCUGCAUCUCCAACCCAAAUAGGUCUUACUGAAGAUCGUAAACAUAAAAAGAAGAAGCAUAACGCUAAAGCACAUAUUAAAUCUGAUAAGGAACAAGGCAUAUUGAUACAGCUCCAAGGAAAAGAUGCUAAGAAGGGCUACUACACGUAUCUACAGACAAAGAACGACAAGGCAUUGCAGUAUGAACCUCUCCUCGAGGGCAGCCGUGCAUUUUCUGAUGUUAUUCUCACGGCGUCACAUAUUUAUGAUCCACAUUUUGAGAAUGCCCUUCUGGCGAAAAGUAAGCAGGCGCUGGAGCGCAUUAAGACCAGGGCCCUGUCGGACCGCACAAAGCUACAGAUGGCAGACCUUGAUUAUAACUACAAAAUGCCGGCAAACAGCAUCUUGCAAGGAUCCCAACUUCUCAAACGUCAGCAAUCAGAGCCGGAUCUGUCCAGGGGCUCCGAGAAGCUGGGCGGCCCUAUCGUUACGGCCUUGUUUGAUGGAACAAUUCCUCAUGUAGAUGGAGUUACAUCAGUUGCAAAGAAACUGAUAGAAAAUAAAGCUAUUGAUCACACUCCUAGAGGAGAUGCUUCUGUGAGUGACCUAGAUCUUUCGGGCCUUAGAACAUAUGACACAGGAAGCUUUGCGUCAAGCAAGUCGGUAUUGGACAAUGACGAUCCACUAAUUGACAUGGCACAACGCGCAGUGAGACAUUUCCGCUUGGUUGGUAAAAGCAUGCAAGCGGACGACACUCCACCCUUCACUACUGAAGCAGCUACCAGUACACCCAUGCGGGAAGAACUGCCCACAAAUCCUAAGCCUUUACUCUCCUUGCAUCAAUCACCUCCAAUAGAGCUGCAAGAGCAUAAGACUGCGGCUGGGGAAGUGUGCCAAUCCAGUCACGAUAUGUCUGCGUCGAAGCCUGAACCUACCCUAGCGUCUGCAAAACGUGAGAAUUUAGUCUCACAGGCGAGCUCCUUGUUGAAGAAAACAGCCCCCAUCCUGGUUCGUACAUUUGAACCUGAUCCGCUUUUAUCGGACCGAGCCACUGAUGAAGAAGGUAGCACUAAUAAGUGUUGUUAUGAUAUUGAGUCUAUCUUUUCACUGGGAAUGCCUAGCGACGAGAAGUCCUUUGAAUUGCUAAGAACUGCUGUUUCGGCGCUAGCUGCUAAAAAUAUGGCAUUGCAUGAUGAGAUAGAAAUGCUUAAGCAGAAGCUUGCAAGCGCUAAAUCCACUAGCAUCGCUCAUCCGACUCCGUCAAUAUCUAUGGCAUGUCAAUCAGAUCCCAAUCCAGCGGCAAUGGCGUCACCAGCAAAGACAGAUACUGAGGCAUUUACUGUUGCCGCGGAUUCAUCUCACCCGAAGCGGCAAGAAUUGCGAUCUUUUUAUCCCCCAAAGGCAUUGAAUGUUCCUGCGCAGUGUUCUUCUAAUGACCUCGUGGACCAGCAGCCUAAUGCUUCUUUUGUGUCGCCUCCAACAAACUCCUUUGUAGAAAUUAAGUCACAGGAGGGACUGAUAGAUACACGCUCUCCAUGUCAAUUUGAGACUGAUCAAAGGACUAUCAAUUUGGAGUUUUCCAACGAGGAGAGAGUAGGUUCAGCGGUCGUAAAGCGAAAGCUAGGAUAUGAGGUGUUGACACACGUUGCCCAGGUAGCUCACGAGCCGCUUCUCAAGCCAAAUAAGGACAUAGUCCACCAAUCAGAACUUUAUGCCUAUCCUCUUGUUGAUCCAGCAGCUGAGAAUACAGCGGAUGGUGGCUUUGGAGCUUCACUUACCUAUGAUACUGCCUUAAAUCUGGCGAAGUCUUCUAUUAGCAAGUCGAUAAUAGUUAAGAACAAGGCCAUAGAUCAUCCAACCCAGUCAGCAGAGCUCGACAAUCUAAUGCAGAUAGACCCUAACAGUGAGCAUGUUCUUGCCCUGUCUGAUGGCUCCGAAGAUGAAUUCCAUCAGUUGGCAAGUACCAACACUGCUGAUACUUUUAGACCCAGUGCUACAGAACAGCACAUAAAUAGAAUUCUGUUUCGCAAUCACGCAAAGCCUCUGCUAGAUGAGUACACGUCCAUCAAGCAUGCCAAUGGACUCACUACUAAUGCAAAUUCACGCGACGAAAAUAUUCCUAGUGCUCGAUCCGCAGCACUACCUGUUUUGGUUACUGAUCUAAAAGCUGCAGGUCUCAAAGGGAGGCCUCAUCGCUCUGCAAGCGCAUCAACCAGUGUCCAGGGUACUGCUUUGCAACUGUUCCCCGCGGAAGAUAUUGACACGCAAAAUCAGUAUCUGGUAAGAACAGGAUCAUGCAAGGCAAUCUUGAUAACUACGCAAAAUGAAGAGCCCCUGGGUAGCAAGGAAUUAGAAAAUUCUAAUGGCAACAUUGCUAGCAGUACUGAUAAUCAAAAACCUCCUUCAACGUCUGAUAGGUUUUUACAGGGGCUGCAACCUCCCACCAAUGGAAGAAUCCAGCUAGAUGGAGAUGAAGAUAAGACCACUGUUGUUGGCGCAUCUCAGUACAAUCCAUAUAUGCAGAAAAGAGUUGUGCCUUAUGGAGACUUGCAGACGAGUAGAAUCCACGUCCAGGAUAACUGCGAAGUGGUCCCUGCUGAUCUUUUAUACAAGGAGCCAACCGAUGAAGAGGUAAUAAGGCAGCACAUACACCAGUCUGCACAGGCAGACCUAGAUGCUUCGGCUGAAAGGCUUGGCAGUCUGGUGCGUAAUCGGUGCAACGCUAUCACAGAGCGCCCUAUCAACUUAAAGUCACAACGCUCUUCUCCAAAACAAUCGCCAUCUAGAUCUAUCUCCCCAACCGUUACAGCUAUGGGCAAGGGCGAGGUUUCUGCGGAGCCUCACCUCUAUACUAGCGCACCUCUGAGUCCUAUGCGGAUGCUUCCACAGCAAAAUGACGGGGCCGUUCAUCAGGGCUUGCAAUCCAAACGUAUGUCAUAUCCAAACACGUUCACUUGGAGAGAAGAAAAGCACCAUGAUUUUCAGGUUCUGUCUCCACGACGGCACACAUCAAACAAGAAGACAGGGUCAUCGUUCAGCUUAGCGCUAAAGAAGGAAGAGCUGCGGCAACGGAAUGAAUUAGCUAAGCACAUUCACAUCCUAGAGGCAGAACUAGCGCUUGAGCGACAGCGCGUUGAAAUGGCGCAGACAAAUCCCAUGAUGAUAUCGUGCAACUACAAUCCAAGCUCUUACCCCUCUGCAUUUUUUCAGGUGAGCGACGGGUUCAAGACUAUAAUGAUCAAAAAUCUCAAGAGCAAGCCAGCUGCCCGUCUCCUUUUGCGUGUAGGAUCAGAUUCUUUAGAGCGGAACGAUGCUUCUUCCGUGAGGGCGCCUGUAGCAACCCGCUCGCAUAGAUCUGUUCACCUUCCUUCUGCUCCAGUGGCUAUUCCAUUAUUUGAGCCAACUGAAGUCCAUCAAGGGCUGGCGAUAAGCGUUAAGAAAGAGCAGAACCCGGAUAUCAAUGAGCAUGUUACCUUCAAUGACUCUCUCACCUAUGCCACUGCACUAGACUGUUUACUGAAUGAGAUUUUUCCGCUCCCGCCUUCUAUCUAUAACAACACGCUGACAUCAUCAGCAUUCCUUCAGUCCUAUGUUGCAAAGUUUCCAGAACUAGCUGAACUACGCAGAGCUCGGACAGCUGCAGCAGAUAUUCUUCUUUUAGUUCCAGCAUCCUGUCCUGCAGCAGAAUUGGGAAAAUACAUUUGUGACUACCGUGCGACUAAUCCACAAACACAUACCUAUCCAUUGGCUAUCGGGGACAAGGUGACCAUGGUCUUUUAUAAACAAGAGCUUACCAAAGGGGAUGGGCGCGUCAUAGAGUCCACACCUGAUCCUGCUAUCCAGUUCCUGGUCACUAACUCACCAGAUCUACAACUGUUACGAUAUAACACUACAGCAAUAUAUGCAUUACUUCCAUGCCAUGUUAAGAUUAAAUCCAUCUCUUGGUUGACACGAUUGAUCCGACUUCUGAUUGAAGAGAUUACAAGUCAGGGCCCAGUAUCUGCUUUGCUAGAUAGGAACAUGGCUAUUAAGCGCGUCCAUUUAUGGGCAAAGAAAAAGUAUGGUCUUCAACAAUUGGUUACGAAUCUUCUCUGGCAUCUGUAUUGCUCUCUACUUUUUCAUCGACGCACUGAUGUAGAGGUGGAUUUCUUUGCACGUAUUCUGUGCGGAGACUAUGAUGCCGACCAGCUAAACUUUUAUUUGAGCCUCCGCGAUCUGCUUAUGCUAUCUGCAGGUGCUCAAGAUAAGGAUAAAGAUAAAAGUAGAGACAACUGUGAUAGCGGAGAUUCUUCUGCAGCUUCCGAUAAAAGUCAACACAUAAUCGCCUUGAGCGCAGCAUUCUCAGUGACAGACAAGCUUUUCCCGAUGCUAAACUCCGCUGACGCCUAUGAGGUGUUUGGGGCCAUCCUGGACAAUUCUACCUUAAUGACAGACUCCAGGGAUGUUUUCAGAACCGAUCUCCGUGCGCAUAUUAGCACUGUAAAAGACAAUCCUGACAAGUGCUCCUCCAUACGGUCUCUUUCCGUGCCUGUAGGAACUCUGGAAACGUAUGUGCUCGUACACAUAUUACUUAGCAUAUACACAUCUAGAAGAACGGUAUUUAACAUGCAUCUCAUAGAUUUGUUUGAAGCAAGUGCUAGCAGUGCCGGUCCCAAAGCAGGACUGAGCUUAGAAAUUGGUCUCGAGAUUCUGCGGAAAGCGUGGCCGUACCUGCACCGCGAGACCAUACUCUCGUUAGUUCAUAGAAAGAACCCCAACUCCGCGGUAACUCAGGUGCUGCAUUUCGAGGAGUUCGUGGAGCUGUUGGCAGGUCUUGUUAUUGCACCCCCUACUACGAUAGACCCUCUCCUUCUACAAGCAAAGGCCGGAUUUGCUGCUGCGGAGCAGCAAGCGGUGAAGUUGAUACCUCUUUUGGACAAGGAUGUGCCGGACGAUGCAGCGCUUUUGCAGGCGCUGGAUUCUUUGCGGCAAGAUGCCAUUGCUGCGCUGCAAAGGCAGUGUUCGCUCAAGGCAAAUGUUGUGGUCGCUGAGUACCUUCGGGUGGCAGAGUUUGAAGGAAUGAGGAGAGGCCUUGUGGAAGAAACUCCCGAUACUCCAAACGAAAUAGAAUGA